This is a messenger RNA of Symbiodinium natans, 1227 nucleotides long. The record is from the annotation of a GenBank genome assembly. Lineage: Eukaryota; Dinophyceae; Suessiales; Symbiodiniaceae.
AUGGUCCGGCGGGCGUGUGACAAUGGGGCAGGAGGCAGAGAUGAAGGUGAAGUUGAUCAGAGUGCUGGUGCUUCUUCAACAGAUGAUUUGACUCUUCAUUUUCAGAACAAGGCGGAGAAAGAACGUGUUCAAGGUUGCAAACGACCUUAUACGCAGCCACGUGAUCGCAGUCCUGGUCAAAAGCGUGGUCGGACAGCAACUUUGACGCGGUCUCCAUUGUCUUCACGCUUUUCAUUGGAUGGCAUUCUGACCAGCACUCCAGUUGAGCUUACAGAGAUCGGUUUGGAGACAGGAAUCCUCACAAAUGAAAGACAAGAGACAGUUUGCUCUUCUGGAAAACAGAACUCCCAGAAGCUCCCUCUUCGCUCCCUUUUUGGUGCUUUGUGGCUUUGGUGUUCCCCACUGAAUGUUUCGCCAGAUAAGGGAGGCUUGGUUCUUGGAGUGGACAACCGAGUCAUGCGGGGCUUGUUUGACCAAUUCCGAUCAUGGCUUUCACCAUUGGUGGACCAGCUCAACGACGAGUUGCUGAUCGGAGGGCAAGGCCAGGAUGUAGAAAUGGAUGAGAUCUGUUUCCGACCCAAAACGUUGGACAACUGUGUGCUCUGGGUGCGCUACUUCGCCAUGGUACGCAGAGGUGGUGGUGGUCCCAUCAGUGUGCAGGAGCUGGCAUCGGUCUUGCGUCGUGAUGAUGGUUCUUUUCGACUUGGCGCUGGUAGUGUUUGCCACACGGAUUCGGCCCGUGCGUACAAGCAGCUGGGCGUCGAGGAUGGCCCCCUUUUCGAUGGCUCCUUCUGCAACGCGAAGGGUAUUGAUGACGAUUGGGAGGUUGAGACGCGCAUCGGCGGCACGCAGAAGCUGGAUGGCUUUUUUGCCAGCUUCCGCCGAGACGUGGGGCGGCAGCCCUUCAACACUACUGGACCCACUCCAAGGCAAGCUGAUGCUUUGGAGGAGGGCCUCCAUCAUCGCGUUCGUGCCUUUCAGUGUAAGUUUUGGAUGUCCGGCAGCGACAUGUUUCAAGUCGUCGGCUCACUUCGAAAGAAGGAGCGUGACGACCCUGGGCGUGCUUCUUGGUCAACGCUAGCCGAAUAUUUGAAAGUCGCAGAGCAGUGCGAGCAGCCCAAAAAGCGGCUUGCUCCUGAUGCUGGGGUGGGAUUGUUGGCGGACAGUGAUAGGGAACUGGAUGCCGGCGAAUCCCAGUGCAGUUUGUUGUUCGACGAUGACGAGUGA